AUGGCUCCGGUUACCAGAGAAUUCCAUGCUUCUCCCCAUGUCCAGAACAAGCUAGAGCUGGAGGGGAGGCUGUUUAGGGAGGGGUUGGUACAUGAUGCUGUGUCCCUGCUGUGUGUGCAGGACCCCAAGUACCCCAAGGCAGAGAACCUGCUGAGUGAGGACAGCAUACAGCCCUGGCUUGGCUGCCCCAAGGAUCACAGCAGGCAGCUGAGUGUGGAGCUAGUAGAGGUAAACAAGUUCCUGGGUGAUGAGGAACAUCAUCCAACAGUGAUGAGCUGGAGUCAAUCUCCAACAGGGGAGCCCAGCCAGUCCCAUUCAAUCAUGAAUGCAGACAUCAGCUGGCCAGAACUCAGUGUGUUCAGUCGUGUGCCUGUCUCCAACAGUGUGCAGCUCACCUGCAGCCAGCUCUUCAGUCCAUGCAGCUGCUUUGGGCUCUCCUUCAUCUGCCUGCACAAACCACGGGGGCAGGAGCCUGACCCCCCACAGCCCCCCUGGACACAGUAGGUGUCCCUCACACUUCCAUGUGUGCCGCUCUGUGGGGAGGCAGCAGGA
Molecule: messenger RNA, 552 nt
Organism: Agelaius phoeniceus (red-winged blackbird)
Lineage: Eukaryota; Metazoa; Chordata; Aves; Passeriformes; Icteridae
Source: RefSeq, a predicted model, not a curated record